AUGGCGGUUGCGCACAGAAAGCUCAUGCAGAACAGGCAAGUAGGGUCUCUUCUCUUUUUUGUGUGCAUAUCUGUGGGAAGUGCAGCAACCAUCCGCUACUCCGUGGCAGAAGAGAUGGAGAGCGGUUCGUUUGUGGCUAAUGUGGCUAAGGACCUGGGGCUGGAGGUAGGGAAGCUGGCUGCGCGCGGGGCGCGGCUGGUUCCCGAGGGCAACAAAGUGCACUUCCGGCUCCACCGCAAGACAGGGGAUCUGUUCGUGAAGGAGAAACUGGAUAGGGAGUCACUCUGUGGCAAAGCUGACCCGUGUGUUCUGCAUUUUGAAAUAGUCUUGGUGGAGCCACUGCAGUCCUUUCGUGUCGAGGUCAGGGUAUUUGAUAUCAAUGACAAUGCCCCGAUUUUCCUAAACAAGGAGCCGCUUUUAAAGAUUCCGGAGAGUACCCCCUUGGGUUCACGUUUUCCUCUGCAGAGUGCCCAGGAUCUGGACGUGGGCCUCAAUGGUCUCCAAAACUACACCUUAAGCCCCAACAAGUAUUUCCACCUGCAUACCCGCUUUCGCAGCCAUGGGCCCAAAUACGCUGAGCUGGUGCUGGAUAAGCCCCUGGACAGAGAGGAGCAGCCUGAAGUCAACUUGACAAUUACAGCGGUGGAUGGCGGGUCCCCUCCCAAAUCUGGCAUCGCUCACAUCCGUGUGGUCGUUCUGGACGUCAAUGACCACGUGCCUCAGUUCUCCAGAUUGGUGUACCGCGCUCAGGUACUAGAAAAUAGUGCCAAUGGUUCUUUGGUGGUCACUGUGAGUGCCACAGACCUGGAUGAGGGCUCCAACAAGGAUAUAACUUAUUCCUUAGCUCAAAACCCAGAAGCAAUUCUCCAGACGUUUCAGAUUGACUCGCAGACUGGGGAUGUUCGACUAAGAGGGCCCCUAGAUUUUGAAGCAAUUGAAACAUAUGAUAUUGACAUUCAAGCCACCGAUGGAGGGGGCCUCUCUGCCCACAGCAAAGUCCUGGUGGAAGUGGUGGAUGUUAAUGACAAUCCUCCUGAAGUGACAAUCUCCUCUGUGUCCAGCCCUCUUCCUGAGGACUCCCCAUUAGAGACUGUAGUGGCCCUUUUCUCUAUCCGAGACCGGGACAUUCGAGUGGGAGGAAAAAUCAUCUGCUUCCUCAGAGAAGACCUUCCCUUUGCAGUCAAACCUACUUUCCGGAAUUCUUACUCUCUGGUUACUGACAGAGUCUUGGAUCGGGAAGAGGUCUCAGGCUACAAUAUCACCGUUGUUGCCAUGGAUACUGGGCCACCCAGUCUGUUCACAGAAACUGUGAUUGAGGUGCUAAUAUCUGACAUUAAUGACAAUCCCCCAAUAUUUCAGGAAGACUCAUACAUUUUGACUGUUCGAGAAAACAACAGCCCUGCAAUUUUUAUUGGCAAAGUUCAUGCUGAGGAUCUAGAUUUGGGUGAGAAUGCCCAAGUAACAUAUACUCUGCUUCCUCCAGAAAGUGGAGAUUUAUCAGUCUUUGCUUACAUCUCCAUAAAUUCAGACAAUGGGAAGCUCUAUGCACUGAGAACCAUGGAUUAUGAGGCCAUUCAAAAAUUUCAGUUUGUGGUAAAGGCAACUGAUGGGGGCUUCCUGUCACUGAGUAGCCAGGUUACUGUCAGAGUGGUUGUUCUGGAUGACAAUGACAACCGCCCAAUGAUCUUGUACCCACUGCAGAAUGGCACCUUGCCCUGCAAUGACCUAGUGCCCAGGUCUGCAGAGGCAGGCUACCUGGUGACCAAGGUAGUGGCUGUGGACGGUGACUCAGGUCAGAAUUCUUGGCUUUCAUAUCAUCUCCUUAAGGCCACUGACACUGGGUUAUUCUCUGUUCAACAACAAAAUGGGGAAAUCCGUACACUGCGGCAGAUAGCUGAAAGAGACCCCGUGGUUCAGAAACUUACAAUUCUUGUUCAGGAUCAUGGCCAACCAGCUCUUUCCACUACUGCCUCACUCAACAUUUUGCUGGUAGAUGGGUUUUCUGAGCCCUAUCUACAGUUUCGGGAUCCAUCCAAGCAUCCUACAAGGGUAAAUCCAUCCACUAAAUAUUUGGUCAUUUCUCUGGCUGUGCUUUCCUUUCUCUUUCUCCUCUCUGUCACAGUGAUCUUUGUUAUACACAUCUACCAGAAGGUUAAAUAUAGAGAAAAGUUCACAGUUCAAGAGCAUUUCUAUGAUGACUGUAAUUUCCCUAACAACUUGGUACAAGAAGGAGCCAGUGGAUCUUUAUCUCAGCCAUGUCCCUAUGAAAUGUGCUCGGCCACUGGCACUGGCAAUAGUGAGUUUCGGUUCCUUAAGCGCUUUAUGCCCAACUUCCCCUUCCCACAUGGCACUGGAGAGGCGAAAACAGAGGCUGGCUCCAGUUUACCCCCAGAUUCUGGUAGGAAUAGGUCUCGGGGGUCAGAGGGCCAUGGCCAAGUACCUGAUGACUAUAUGUAG
Molecule: messenger RNA, 2457 nt
Organism: Lynx canadensis (Canada lynx)
Lineage: Eukaryota; Metazoa; Chordata; Mammalia; Carnivora; Felidae
Gene: PCDHB1
Product: protocadherin beta 1
Exons: 1
Coding region: 1-2457 (818 amino acids)
Biological process (GO): homophilic cell-cell adhesion
Cellular component (GO): plasma membrane
Molecular function (GO): calcium ion binding
Source: RefSeq, a predicted model, not a curated record